Malus domestica (apple) is the source of this 1280-nucleotide messenger RNA. RefSeq names its product alpha carbonic anhydrase 7-like. Lineage: Eukaryota; Viridiplantae; Streptophyta; Magnoliopsida; Rosales; Rosaceae. Gene Ontology annotation, biological process: one-carbon metabolic process. The record is from RefSeq and is a predicted model, not a curated record. Gene Ontology annotation, molecular function: zinc ion binding; carbonate dehydratase activity.
AAUACAUGCACUAAUUAAACUAAAACCCAUCUGCAUAAUUUUGUAGCUCUGAUCGCCUGACCUCCUCCACUGUAACAUUAUACUAACUAGUCCAAGUAUUUUUCCGAUUCUGCAAUACAUAGAAACCUCACCGGAAAGGGCAGAGGUUUACUGCAAUUACCACUUAUCUCUGAUCCGUCGCUCUUUGAUACAAACAUAAACAUGAAGAAGUCGCAUCAAAGCAAACCCAUAUACUUUUUCUGUUUAGUAUUCUUUUUAUGUUCCGCAACAUCGAUCACAGCUCAAGAAGUUGAAGAUGAACGAGAGUUCGAUUAUCUUCAGGGAAGUGGAAAGGGACCGAAGCAGUGGGGAGCGAUUAAGAAAGAAUGGUCAGCCUGUAAGAAUGGAGGCAUGCAAUCUCCUAUUGAUUUAUCGAGUCACAGGGUCACGUUAGUCCCAAACUUGGGCAAGCUCAACAUCUCUUACAAUCCUUGUAAUGCUACCGUAAAGAAUAGAGGCCACGAUAUUUCGAUUUACUGGGAGGGCAACGCUGGAUCAAUUCAUAUAAAUGGUACUCAGUAUUUGCUAAAACAAUCUCACUGGCACUCCCCUUCCGAGCACUCCGUCAAUGGCAGGAGGUACGACAUGGAGCUCCACAUGGUUCAUCUAAGCUCCGAUCCCAAUGUCACAAACAAGAUCGCUGUUGUUGGCGUCCUAUACAAGAUUGGUCGCCCUGACUCUUUCCUUUCUAAGUUGACAGGGCAUGUAAAGUCAAUGAUGGAUCAGACGGAAGAGAGAAACAUAGGGACAAUUGAUCCCCGAGAAAUUAAAAUCCGUAAGAAAAACUAUUACAGAUACAUGGGCUCACUCACUGUUCCUCCUUGCACUGAAGGCGUUAUUUGGACCAUCAAUAAAAAGAUAAGAACAGUCUCAAGGGAUCAAGUAAAGCUAUUUCGAGUCGCUGUGCAUGAUUAUGCAGAGAUGAAUGCAAGGCCAGUACAACCACUUAAUCUUCGAGAGAUCCAGGUCUUUGACAGAAGAACAGGGAGCACAAAUAACUGAUGAUAUCUCAACUCCUAUCAGAAGAGAGUUUCUCACCACAUUUUUUAAUGUACAAUAAUGUUUCCCAUUGUUAUUGCUCUCCCACUUGCUAAAUAUGAGCAGAAUCAAUUGGUUAUCAUGAUAGUCACGUCAUGUAUUAUACGAGUAAUAGACUUAUCACAAUUUUUUAUCAUAUAAUAUAUAUGAUACAUGAUGUACUAAAUUAAUAUUAAAUAAGAUAAAAUUAUUAAUUAAUAUAA